Molecule: messenger RNA, 417 nt
Organism: Thermothelomyces thermophilus ATCC 42464
Lineage: Eukaryota; Fungi; Ascomycota; Sordariomycetes; Sordariales; Chaetomiaceae
Exons: 1
Coding region: 22-237 (71 amino acids)
Source: RefSeq, a predicted model, not a curated record
UCAACAUCGUCAUACGUCAGUAUGCACGACACGUCAAACAUCUCCAGGGGAGUGUGGGCAGGGCACUGCUUCGACAUCACAACGUGGGCGAGACAUGCGGACGAGACGCGGGGAGCGGAGUGGAAAGAUGUGAGCGAGGAGGUUGCGAGUGAGAUUGCGGGUAUUUGGGAGGCGGAAUACGGCCCGGAUUGGCGUGAGACCGUCUGCAACCUCUGGUAUCAGACUUACGGGCGAUAGACUAUGGCAAGGCCGGUGUUGCGUCUGGGCAUUGGUGGCUGGGAAGCAGCUGCCUGCUGCAUGCGCUGUUCAUUUUACGCUACUCAGUUGAGAGAUAUACAUAUGCCGCUGCUCCCACGAGUUCUCGGCCCAGAUCAUCCUCAACGGUUCUCGAAACCAAUCCGGCUCAAGACGUCUCGG